AUGGAGAGAGCCAGACGGCCUCGGGUUGAUGGGUUACAAGAGGAGACGGAACACGCUGGGCCGUCUUCCCAAGGCUCGUCCUUCAACAGUUACAGCUCUGCGAACCAAUUCAAUGCUCCUGACGGUACUAUCAACAACAGCACAGGCCCUGGCAACCACCUCACUGGGUCUACCUUUAACGGGCCUGUGUAUUUUGGCACAAAGGAACACUUUGAUCCGUUACAAGAAUGCGGAAGAUCGCUGGCUUUUCCAGAAAUAGACAGUCGGUCCAACGAUAUCGAUGCCGCCGCUAAAGGAACGUGUGAGUGGCUGCUUCUGCACAAAACAUACAAAAGCUGGACCUCUUGUGAUCGAGGUCUGCUCUGGAUUAAGGGGAAGCCCGGCUCUGGGAAGUCGACGCUGCUGCGAUACGUUCUAAAUAAUGUUAUGGCAAUACCCAACAUCAGAGAGAGCGCCUUAAUCCUCUCAUUCUUCUUUCAUGGUCGCGGUACCGAACUCCAGAGGACACCGUUCGGUCUCUUCAGGUCGCUCCUUCACCAGUUCCUACGCUAUGUCCCUGAGGCACUAACAGACUUUGUGGCCGCCUUCCAACAACGGUGCGAAACUGUUGGCAAGCCGGGUGAAAAGUGGCAGUGGCAUCCGCACGAGCUGCAGCGCCGCUUCGAGUCAUCGCUUCUGAACGUCUUGAAGACUCGCCCACUCUGGUUGUUCGUCGACGCGUUAGACGAAUGUGGCGAAGAGAACGCGAGAAAGUUAGUCAAAGAGUUCAAGUCGUUACUCGAGACGGCCCCAUCCAUCGAGUUGAAAAAGUUCCGCAUCUGCUUUACUUGUCGUCACUACCCGAUUCUGGCCCUGGAUGGUGUGUUCGAAAUAUGGGUAGAAAAAGAAAACAGCAAGGAUAUAUCGACUUUCGUGCAAGCUGAGCUCUCUUCGUUCCGUGAACGGACAUCAUCGACGAUUCCGGACUUAAUCAUGAAACGCGCCAACGGCGUUUUCCUGUGGGCGAGGCUUGUGGUGAAGCGAAUUCUGGAUCUUGAGCUGGAGGGUGCAGGAUUGAAGCAAAUUGAGGCCGUCAUCCUUUCGGUCCCCCAAGAGCUCGAUGCCUUAUACCGCCAACUCAUCCAAAGCAUGAGCCCGGACUCGCUGAAACUCAUCCAGUGGAUCUGCUUUGCCACGCGGCCUUUAUCACUGGAGGAAUUGCGAUGGGCUAUGCUUGUCGAGGCCGAUUGCCCACACCGGUCAUUGUUUGAAUGCCAGAACGCGGGAGAUUACCCAUCCGAUGACGACCGGAUGAAGAGGCGAGUUCAGACCCUCAGCUGCGGUCUUGCCGAGGUCACGUCUCCAGUCCAUCAAGGACUUUUUCGUCGAGAAGGGUCUAUCGGCUCUGGACGAAUCCAGUUCAUCCACCAGUCCGUCAAGGACUUUUUCGUCGAGAAGGGCUUGUCAGCUCUGGACGGGAGCCUGAGCAUACGCCCGUCAACAGCCAUCUGGCUCGUGACCGCGGUUUUCCUGCACUACUUCCCGAGAAGGCUCCUGUCGAGUCAUGCUUUCCAUUUCCCUAUUGUCUUCGCCAUCUCAGCUUUCUGGCGACACGGUGUGUUGGCCGGGACCGCCAAACCUGAUGUUGUCGUCGGAAUCGCACACCAUCGGCUUUCUAAGAUCUGCCUACGCUACUUGGCGAUGGAGGAGAUUAGUCGGUUAGCAAGUCAUAAACGUGACAGCAUAAUAUCCGAGUUUCCUUUCCUGCAUUACGCCACGGCUUCGUGGGUGGCACACACGAAGCAAAGUCAUGUUAGAGGUGUCCUUCAAGAGGAUCUGCUGGAAUGCUUCACCUGGCCUUCAAACACUCUUAUGGAACGAUGGGUGUGUGUUUAUAGGAUACUAGAGCAAUAUUCUCGUGACUGUCCGCUGGAAGGGACCAGUCUGGUUCACGUUAUGUCGAGGUAUGGAGUGGCAGGGGCGUUAUGGGCCAUUUUGAAAAGGGCGGACCAAGUUGGCAUUAAUAUCGAUGCCAGAGAUUCGGAUGGCCGGACGCCGUUGUCGUGGGCCGCCGAGGGAGGGCACGAGGCCGUCGUGCGGCUGCUCCUCGACCGGGGCGCCCACACCGAGGUGCCGGAUAAGGAGAGCCGGACGCCGCUAUGGAGGGCCGCCGAGAAGGGGCACGAGGCCGUCGUGCGGCUGCUCCUCGACCGGGGCGCCCACACCGAGGUGCCGGAUAAGGAGAGCCGGACGCCGCUAUGGAGGGCCGCCGAGAAGGGGCACGAGGCCGUCGCGCGGCUGCUCCUCGACCGGGGCGCCCACACCGAGGCGGCGGACAAGGGGGGUUGGACGCCGCUGUUGUGGGCCGCUGCGAUGGGGCGCAGGGCCGUCGUGCGGCUGCUCCUCGACCGGGGCGCCCACCUCGAGGCGGCGGACCUGGAAGGCCGGACGCCGCUGUUGUGGGCUGCCGAGAAGGGGCACGAGGCCGUCGUGCGGCUGCUCCUUGACCGGGACGCCCACGCCGAGGCGGCGGAAAUGGACGGCCGGACGCCGCUGUGGUGGGCCGCCGCGGGUGGGCACGAGGCCAUUGUGCGGCUGCUCCUCGACCGGAGCGCCCACACCGAGGCGGCGGACCUGAAAGGCCAGACGCCGCUGUUGUGGGCCGCCGAGAAGGGGCACGAGGCCGUCGCGCGGCUUCUCCUCGACCGGGACGCCCACACCGAGGCGGCGGACGUGGACGGCCGGACGCCGCUGUGGUGGGCCGCCGCGGGUGGGCACGAGGCCGUCGUGCAGCUGCUCCUCGACCGGGGCGCCCACACCGAGGCGGCGGACAAGGGGGGUUGGACGCCGCUGUUGUGGGCCGCUGCGAUGGGGCGCAGGGCCGUCGUGCGGCUGCUCCUCGACCGGGGCGCCCACAUCGAGGCGGCGGACAAGGGGGGCCGGACGACGCUGUUGUGGGCUGCCGAGAACGGGCACGAGGCCGUCGUGCGGCUGCUCCUCGAUCGGGGCGCCUAG
Molecule: messenger RNA, 2994 nt
Organism: Fusarium keratoplasticum
Lineage: Eukaryota; Fungi; Ascomycota; Sordariomycetes; Hypocreales; Nectriaceae
Product: NACHT-sigma domain-containing protein
Exons: 2
Coding region: 1-2994 (997 amino acids)
Molecular function (GO): protein binding
Source: RefSeq, a predicted model, not a curated record